This is a messenger RNA of Didymodactylos carnosus, 1191 nucleotides long. The record is from the annotation of a GenBank genome assembly. NCBI's taxonomy places the organism in Eukaryota, Metazoa, Rotifera, Eurotatoria, Philodinida, Philodinidae.
AUGUUGAUUCCCGCAUUACUGGCAUUAAUUUUCGUUAUACCAAAAGUGUCAACUUUGGAGUGUUACGUUUGUGAACAACAGGAGGGAAAUGACGACAAGUGUGUAAAAACAGUUCGAAUGUGCCAAAAGUAUGAGGAUACAUGUGCAUCGUUAAUAUUAUGGACAACUCCACACGAAUGGACACCCAGAGGCGAACGACGUCAUUAUAUUUCAAAAGGUUGUGACACAAAAGACAAGUGCACACAAUUGUUAUAUGGUCUUGCUACAGUCUGUUCGAGAAAUUGGUAUGAAGACUGGGCUUGUGUCGAAUGUUGUCAAGGUGAUCGUUGUAAUAGAUACGUUGUUAUUGCUAACUCUGAGUUCCAGUUACUCGGAGUAAGUGGUCUCCGAGUAAGUGAUUUUGGAGUAACUUACUCCGAGUUUCAAACGAGGGGGCGGAAUUUAUUGAACGAUGUAAGUAUGUGAAGCAGUUUGCAAUUGUCAUUCACUGCAGCCCUCGUGUAAAAUAUCCGUAUACACAAAAUUCUGAAAUACAACAAUUGUUAUUUUUAUGUGUUAUUCAUGUAUAUUUAAAGAUGUUCAAAAGUAUUUUUCAAUAAUUAUUUUAUUGCAGAAGUGCUCAACCGAGCUGUACCAUAACUUCAAUACCCUGACUUACAUCAACAGAAAGCGACAAUAGUUUGUAAACUACACGUGUUUCUGAUGAUUCAUCGCGUGGAAGAUAAACGAAAAAUGAAACAUAGUAAACAUAUUGACGGAUACAUUAUGAAACAGGACUUGAUGAAAUUAGAAAACGAAUCUUUAAUUAGAGCUCUACCGUUUAGUGUAUCUUUAUCUGUUUCUUGAUGUCGCAUGCAGAUUAUGCUUUCUUUUCUGUAUGUACCCUUAUGUCUGACAUACAGAUAUCUGCAUGCGACAUCAAGAAAAAGAUAAAGAUACGUUAAACGGUAGAGCUCUAUUGGACCAGAAAUGCGAUAAAACUGCAUAGACAAACAGGCUUGCACUUGUUGAAUGAAAAUCUCUUGUAAAAGAGAAGCGACGUGACAUUCAAAGAAUGGCCGAUUAGACUUUCGAAUGACCACGUGUAACCUGAAGAUCUCAUUUCAUAUGAUGUUGUACAAGUAUUCCCACGCGAAGGUGGGAGUGGACAGAUUCCGACUUUACUGCAGUGUCGGACCCAUCCUGAUCGGG